AUGGGCAGCAGUCAAUCACUGAUUAAGAGGCGGGCACUGGGCGUUGCCAAUCAGUGCAGGCGGACCCCACGAUUGGCACAGUCAGGUGGAAGAAGGCGGGUUCUUCCGGUGCCGAGUGCUGAAUUGUGCAUCUCGAGCGCUGAAUUGUGCAGCCAGGGCGCGCUGCUGAGAAUCACUCCUCUGGGCUCUGGUGUUCUCUUCUCCACACUUCUCCGCUCCGUGCUGCGUGGGAAGGAUCUGGGCGACGCGCACACGAUGGUGACGGAAACAGUGACCUUUAAGGACGUGACUGUGAACUUCACUGUGGAGGAAUGGGCUUUGCUGAAUCCAUCCCAAAAGAAGCUCUACAGAGAUGUGAUGUCAGAAACACUUAAGAACAUUGCUGCCAUAGGACGAUACUGUAAUAAUAAAAAAAUUGAAGAUGAGUACAAGUGUUGGAAGAGAAAUCUAAGAAGUGAAGACAUAGAGAAAUUCUGUCAAUAUAAAUUACUGAAUCAACCUGAAGAAAUGUUUUUUUGGACUCAAUAUCCUAAUGUCAAUAUGAAAACACUUGAUACAAAACCAGCUCAAAGCCUUCCUUGCAGAAUUCCCCUGAUUGAUCAUUCAUCAUUAGAUGUGCCCAUCAGUGCUCAUAAUGCACCCAAACUAUAUGAGUAUCAGGGAUCUGAAGAGAAGCUGUCUAAUAGUAUGGAACAUGGGAAAAUCUGCAGUGAUUUCCAGUCCUUUCAGAAGAAUGCAGGGAUAAGUCCUGGAGAGAAAUCUUGUGCAUAUAAGCAAUGUAGAAAAGCCUACUCUGAUUCCACUGAAGGAACUCAUAUUAGAAAAAAGGCCUUUGCAUGUAAACAAGAUAGGGAAGCCUUCAGCACACUCAGUGACAAAAACCACAGUGGAGCAUAUAUCUCUGUGUGCACACAAAGAGGAAAAGAUUUUAAUUCUCACAAUAUUCAAACACAUGAAAGACCUCACGUUGCAGAAAAUCCCUAUGUAUGUAAAAACUGUGGGAAAACCUUCACUAAUCACUCUUUAUUUCGUAGACAUGAAAGAACUCACAAAGUGGGGAAAACGUAUGUAUGUAAGCAAUGUGGGAAAACAUUCCUUCAUUACAGUUCAUUAUUCAGACAUAGAAGAACUCACACGGGGCAGAAACCCUAUGUAUGUAAGCAGUGUGGAAAAGCAUUCGCUGUUAGUGCUUCACUUUGUAGACAUAAGAUAACUCACACUGGAGAGAAACCUCAUAUAUGUAAGCAAUGUGGAAAAGCUUUUAACAGACGCAGUAAUUGUCAGGCACAUGAAAAAACUCACAUUGCGAAGAAACCUGUAGCAUGUAAGCUGUGCGAAAAAGCAUUCAUGCAUGACAAAUCCUUUUGUAUCCAUAGAAAUCAGACUCAAGAAAAACCUUUUGAAUGUAAGCAAUGUGGGAAAGCAUUCAUGUACAACAAAUCAUUGUGCAUCCAUAGAAGAAAUCACAAUCAAGAGAAACCGUUUGUAUGUAAGCAUUGUGGGAAAGCAUUCAGCAGUCACAGUGGUUGUCAAGCACAUGAACGAAUUCACACUGGAGAGAAACCCUACGUAUGUAAGCAAUGUGGGAAAGCUUUCACGCAUCGUGGUAAUUGUCAAACACAUGAAAAAACGCACACUGGAGAAAAGCCCUAUGUAUGUAAGCAAUGUGGGAAAGCUUUUAAGCAGCGCCAUCAUUGUCAAGCACAUGAAAUAGUUCAUACUGGAGAGAAACCAUAUGUGUGUAGGCAAUGUGGGGAAGCCUUCACUAGUAACAGUUCAUUUUAUGUACAUAAAAAAAGUCACACCUUGGAGAAACCCUAUGAAUGUAAACAUUGUGCAAAAGUAUUCUUGUGUAUCAGUUCAUUUCGUAUGCAUGAAACCAUUCACACUGGGGAAAAACCGUAUGUAUGUAAACUGUGUGGGAAAGCUUUUAGGCUUCACAAAAGUUGUCGAACGCAUGAAAAAUCUCACACUGGAGAAAAACCUUAUGUAUGUAAGCUGUGCCCAAAAGCUUUCACCACUCAGAGUAAUUGCCAGGCACAUGAAAGAUCUCAUACUGGAGAGAAACCCUAUGUAUGUAACCAGUGUGGUGAAGCCUUUGCUAAUCAUAGUUCAUUUUAUAGACAUAAAAAGAGUCACACUGCAGAGAAACCCUAUAUAUGUACCCUAUGUGGGGAAGCCUUCGCUAAUAAGAGAUUAUUUUACAGACAUGAAAAGACUCACCCUGGAGUAAAACCCUUUGUAUGUAAGCAAUGUGGGGAAGGCUUCACUAGUAAAAGUUCAUUUUAUAGGCAUAAAAAGAGUCACACUGGAGAAAAACCCUUUGUUUGUAAGCAAUGUGGAGGAGGCUUCACUAAUAAGAGUUCAUUUUAUAGACAUAAAAAGAGUCACACUGGAGAAAAACCCUUUGUAUGUAAGCAAUGUGGAGAAGCCUUCACUAAGUACAGUUCAUUGUAUAAACACAAAGGGAGUCACACUAUAUAGAAACCCAACAAUUAUGUGUGAAGGCAAUGAAGGAAAACUUUCAUCAGUCACUGUCAGAGAAAAAAUACACUGGAGGAAGACUUCAUGUAUGUAAGCCAUAUGGAAAAUACUUCAGUUUUCCAGCAAUUGUGGCACUUAAAUAGUAUCAGAGAAAGUUAACUGUAGUAGUUCCACAGGGGAAUGAAAUUAUUUAUGUGUUAGUAGGUUCCAUCUUUUUGUAGAGUUUGUUGUUUUGCUUUCAGUUACGUAGGGGCACUGAAAUCUAAAUUUUGUCAUUUUCCCAUUAUAUUCUGCCUGAAUUCUUGGUAUGUACACUUCAUUUUUCUUUUCCAAAACAAGUUUCAAAUUGGAUAUGAUACCUUAUCAUGUAUAUUUAAUAAUAUAGCCUACAUGUGUUUUGCACUGAGUUCAACUCUUCUCAAAAAAUUAUAGCUUAGGGGUUGGGGAUAUACCUCAGUAGCAGGAGCACCUGCCUGGUGAAAUGUAAAGUCAUGAGUUCGAUCCCCAGUACCAAAAACAAUUGUAGCUUAGUAAAUACUGUUUUGUCUAUUCUCUGAAGCUGUCUGAAGGUAUUUGUAUGUAUUGCAAAAUAAUUGCAGAUUAUAUCCAGUACACAUUUUGUCUGUUUUGUGAGCUAAUAUUAUGUUUAUACAAUGUUAAGCAUUUUACUAUGUAACUUUUAUUUUCAUGCCAGUGUUGCCACAUUUUGUUUUGAUGAUAAUUUUUAGAUCAAUUACAUGCACACACACACACACACACAGAGCUGUGGGCCCCCUACUGCUGGAGACUAGCUACAAUGUAACUUCUGUCAAACAGGAAAUAAUGAAUUAUGCUAAUUAUAUUAAUUAGUCUAUAAAUUAUGAAUUUAUGAUUUGUCUGUAAGAACAUACGCAGCAAUUGAGGAAUGAUUUCUACUUUUUUUUUUUUUUUUUUGGUCUUGAGACAUGGUCUCACUAUACAGUUCAGGCUAGCCUUGAGCUCACUUCAUAACCCAGUCAUCUCAAAUUUACAACAGUCCUCCUGCCUCAGCCUCCUGAGUGCUGGCAUUACAGGAGUGAGCCACCAUGCUGGACAAGAAUAAUUUCUGUUCUUUUUCUCUUUCUUUCUUUGGUACCAAGGAUUGAAAUCACAACCUUGUGCUUGCCAGUCAGGCACUUAGAUCACUGAGCUAAAUCAUGGCCCUCUGUUCUUUAUAAUAAAGCAGAAUCCUUUGUUCUGUUCUUUGAUACUACAUACACCAUUUAGUCUUCGGUAGCCAUUCUUUUUUUACUUAGGAAAUUGAAAUAAAGGCGUGAAGUAGAAUCUAAAAAUAUCAAUGUUUAGUAAAAAUGGGAAAUUUAAUAAUUUUUGUAAUUCAAACUGUUCUGUUUUACUAACUUUAGAGAUAAAUACAGGCAAUGCUCCUUUUAUCAUCAGUAAGGGCCACUGAUGGCCGAGGUAAAUGAUAACUUUCUGAACGCAUAAAGAUUUGUAAAAGUGGCAUGAGGCCACUUCUGGAAUCAUUGAAUUAUGUCUUUCCUCCUAACAUUGAAGGUUUUGUUUAGUGAUCUAGAUUGUUUUCCCCAUGAAUACAGAAGCUGCUUAAUUUUCCCUGGGAUUAUAUUUUGAAAAACCUAAACUAAGGUGAAAACAAGUGAAAAAUGCAUUGAAGACUCCUAAUGUACUAGCAGUAUGCAUUACUUUAAUUAUGCUUAGUACUGCAACUGGCCAAGAUGGUCAAUACUAUCAAAAUGAAGUCUAUUUAUAUAUAUUAAAAAUAAAAUCUUUCAUGUAAUUCAUGAAAUGCACUGCAUUGCAGGAUACAGUAUCAUUUUUUCACACCAUUGAACAUGUGGCUAAUUUCACUGCAGUUCAUUUCUAGUUCUUAUCAUCAUAAAGAAUUUGAAUAGUACAUAUUACUAUUCCAGCCAGAGAUGAAAUGGUGAUAGUAGAAGAUACUUCAUCCUGAGGACAUUAACUCAGCCAACAUUUUAUCAGAUUUUUGCUCAUCCUGGUGGAUCAUGUCUGUAAUCUCACAUACUUGGGAAGAUUAUAUGGGGUAGGAUUGCAAGAUUUAAACCAGUCUGAUCAACUUAAUGAGACUUUAUCUCAAAAUACAAAAAAUCAUUAAUAUAGUUUAUUUUCUGGUACACUUGGGUAAAAGUUUUGUGUUUUAAUAAAGAACAAUAAAAACCUGUAUUUAGUUUAUUCCAUCAGACCUGUUACAUUUAGUUCACUGCUUAUAUGACUAUAUAAUUUUUAGUAUUGCAUUUCAUCAUUGCUUCUGUUCUCCCAAGCCUUCGUUCCAUCUUACCAAGUACAUCAACCACAAAAAACAAAAACCCAUGAACCUCAUAUUUGUGUCUUAUCACCAUGUCACAAAUAUGAAAUUCAAAAGCAAUGCAUAUGAUUAAUCUCAUGCCGUGAUUCCAACAAUGGCAAAAUGCCUAAAGUAAAGAAUACCCCAGGACAGGUGAGCAGUAUAUGGGUGUGAAUGGCCACAUCAGAAAAACAAAGCAAAUCUAAAUAGGCAACCUAAUGGUGCACCUCAAGUUCCUAGAAAAAGGACAAUCCAAAUAUAAAUAACCUUACAAUUAGAAAUUUUCAACAGAUUUGUUAAAAACCAAAAGGUUUUUAUCUUGACUUCAGUAAGAGUACCUUGUCUUGAAAUUAUUUGAGCAUGUUUUCCUCAUAAGAUACAAAGAAGAUGACAUUGCAUCAGUAGUAGAAUAUACAGCAUGUCUAAUGCCAGGUCCAGUAGGAAGUGGGGAAGCAGCUAGUGGAAGGCAGUCCCCAGCUGGGCUGUGACCUAUGCAUGCUUACCAUCAUCUUAUGCUUUGGAGACUGAUUUUAUGAAUUGCUUUUGAGUUUUAUUGUGUUUUUAAACUUUAAUUAGAUAUUAAAUACAUUCGAUAUAUGUGUGUAUGUGUAUAUAUAUAUAUAUAUAUGUAUAUAUAUAUAUAUACAUAUAUAUAUAUAUAUAUAUAUUCUAAUUUUAAUUUUUGUUUGGUCUUUUUGAAAUAGAGUUUCACUGAUGCUCAGGGUGACCUUGUAACCCAGGCUGGUCUCAAACUCACAAUGAUCCUCCUGCCUUAGCCUCCCAAAUACUGAAAUUCAAUAUAUUUUGACGUUACAUUUAUAUAUUGCAAUUACAUGUUAAUGACCAUACACUUCCCUUUAUGUUCUACAAACAUGAGUGAACUAGGGCAGGAUUAUAAUUUUGUUUACUUUAAAAAUUGAUGUUAAAAUAUCGUUCAUGCUAUCUAAUAAGUUCAAUCAGAAAAACAUGGUGAAUCUAUAAAUAGUGCUCACUGGUAGAGUGAUUGUAUAAUUUGCCCGAGAACCUUGGUUCAUUGCCAUCACCGGUAAUGAGAAAAAAAUAAGACAUGGAAGCUGAAAUUGAUAAAAUAUUUAUAUACUUCAAUGGACACAGUAGUUGUCCCUAUAGGUUUAUGGGUAUUACAAUGUGAGGGUAUUUUCUGAAUUCUGUAAGAUGGCAUUGUGCUCAAAAUUUCUAUAAAGUUCAUGUUAGUUUCAUAAUUUACACUUUUUUCUUCAGAUUUAAAUUUGUCACCAAAAAAAAAAAAAGAAUAUGUUUCUAGUUUUCAGAAAUGUCUAAUGAAAUUCCAUUCAGAAUAGCUGUAUGUUUGCAAUUUUAUUUUAUUUUUUGUACCGGGGAUUGAACUUAUGACCUCACAUAAUUUUAUUUCUUUAAGUCUUUUUUAGUCAGCAAUAAUAUAUUAUAUUACAUGUGAAUCAGAUAUGGUACUCAUGUUUUUAUUUUGAAGGCCCACUCACAGGGAUGAAAGGUAAUGUGUUUAAGAUCAUCUCAGAAAUGACUGUUCAAUGUGUAUUAUUUUACUCAAUUUUCUUAAUAUGCCUCAUUACUAAUUUUUUCUUCAUUGCACUUAACUGAGUAACACUUUAUUGUUUUCUCCAAAAUUCAGAUUUUCUUAUUCUUUUGGACAUAAGUGACAUUAAUUUUGUAUUGAUACACUGAUUUAAUCCUUGUCACUUUUCCUAGAUUAUUUUGUAUGCAUUUUGUUUGUUCUGUCUCUUAGUUUUGUGAGGAAGAAAAUACAUGUGUUUUAAAUUUCUCCUUUGGUUUGCUUUUGAAGAGAGAUGAUGCUCAGAUACUUUCUGUUAAUGAGGACAUUUUCAGUCCUUUGUUUUUUCUCCCUGAAUAUCUUCAAAAAUCUUUUCCAGUAUGUUCUAAUCAUUUGGCACAACAAAUUGUGUGACCUAAUUAUGCAUCAGUGUGAUUUUUGCUUUAUACAUUAUCCUGUUUUUUUUUUUCAACAGCAUUUUUGGGUUUUAGUGAGGAUAUUCUGUUUGCACAUCAACAAACUGGAUUUUAUAUAUGCCUGCUUAUGUGAUAAGCUAUGGAAUGAGAAUCUCUGUGAAUGGCUAAUGAAUUCUUUAUUCUGAUGAAUUCAGUAGUACACAUCCAUACAAGUUCUAGCUUGAAUCUUAAAUGCCCCCAAAACCUGUCUUUCAUGCACUUGGUCUCUAGAUUAUUACUGUCUGGGAACGGGUGAUACCUGUUGUAUUGGGUUUCACUAGAGCAAACAGAUAUAAAAUGAGAUAUACAAAUGUUUAAGAAAUUGCGAGAUUGGCUUACAAUGGUCAGCCACAGGGUUGGAUGAGGAAGCAUGCAGAGGCUGAAUAUGUGCUGGAGACCAAAGGAUUCAAUCCAAGGUCUGGAGUUUACCCUAGUGUCCUGUGCAAGUCUGCACCAGCAGGCUGAUGCGUCUGUGACAGAAGGCUGAAAGGUCUAUGCUGGAAGGCUGAAGAGUACACUGGAAGCCAGAUGAUGUCCAAACCAAAGACAAAGACUGGAGCUCCUCCAAAGAAUGGAAUUCAUUCAUCCUUUUAUACUGUCCAGGUGAUGAGCCACCCUAGAGAGGGUCUUCUACAACCUAGGGUGUAGAGUUGUUAAGCUUCUAAAUGUCUCCAGUUGGCACAAUCAACCACUAUACCUGUAAAAGGUGAGCCUUAGAUAAUUCACAUUAUAGAUGAAAUACUUCAAAGGAUGCUGUGGAAUAUCCUUCCCUUUUUUCUUCCACAACCUAAAAGAAUUUCUUUCCUUUCUCACCUGCUCCUGACAUAACCUGCCUCAAUGUAUAUCUAAAAGCAGUAAAGCAAGAAAAGUACUGAAAAUUCUCAAGGUUAAAUAGUCAAAAUAAAGGUUUUACCUUAUAUACUGAAUGUAUGGUAACAUACAUGAAUUACUGUUUAAAAGUUUUUACUUUAAAAUAAAUGAAUAUAAACAUC
Molecule: messenger RNA, 7737 nt
Organism: Cavia porcellus (domestic guinea pig)
Lineage: Eukaryota; Metazoa; Chordata; Mammalia; Rodentia; Caviidae
Product: zinc finger protein 709-like
Exons: 4
Coding region: 1-2484 (827 amino acids)
Biological process (GO): regulation of DNA-templated transcription
Source: RefSeq, a predicted model, not a curated record